UAUGGAAGUCUCAAUCUGUUGUUAGGAUCCGUUCGGCAAACACCUCAUAUUUUAAGAUCAAAAUUAAAUUCCAGUAUUUUUUUCUAAUAUUGCACGAAAAAACUAACUAAAAAUGGCUGUGCGACCCUUUGGGCCCGGACCCGGCGUCUAUAUGCUGCCACCCACUGUGGGCUAUGACAAGCAUGACAACCGCAAACAACGGAUGCCGCAGUACUCCUUCGGGAUGCGCACCAAGGCGGUGGGUGAGGAUCUCGGUCCUGGUCCCGGAGCCUACAGGGUCGACAAGCUAACGAGGUACGGCACAAGUAAGGGCCUGGAGUUUUCCAUUUCGCCCAGGACAAAAACGAUUGAUAAGCGUUGCAGUCCCGGUCCCGGAGCCCACGAUGUCCAUAACAAGCCAUUCUUCACUGGUGUCAAUGCCCCGUCUUAUUCAAUGGGUCUGCGAACGGACUUCUCCUUCAAAAAAGAGGGUCCUGGUCCCAAUGCCUACAAGUACGAGGUGAACGCGGUUCGACCUGGAGUCCCAAGCUAUAGCAUGGGCCUGCAAACCAAGGUGAUCAACAAGGCAAACUCCCCGGGACCUGCUGCCUAUGGGGGCGGUGAUAUCAAUGUGAAACUCAACCGUGCCCCCGUGUACUCGAUGCAGCCGCGUACCGCCAUUCCGGGCGAGAGCGUCGGACCCGGACCCAACUACUACGAUCUUAUGUACUAUCGUCCUGGCAGGAGUGGACCGGGUUACUCCUUCGGUGUGCGCCAUCACCAGUUUGCCCCACCCAUGAUAGUUAAAUGUGACAAUAUGUAGCGUGCAAUAUUAGAAAAAAUGUUCUAAAUUUUAGUGAAUAAACAAAACUUUUGGUAACCAA
Molecule: messenger RNA, 863 nt
Organism: Drosophila elegans
Lineage: Eukaryota; Metazoa; Arthropoda; Insecta; Diptera; Drosophilidae
Product: outer dense fiber protein 3
Exons: 4
Coding region: 113-802 (229 amino acids)
Source: RefSeq, a predicted model, not a curated record